AUGCGGGCGCGCGGGUCUGACGGUUGGAAGCCGCGAAGGGCGCCGCCGAUUGGUCGGUGGGCGCGGUAGGGCGGGGAGGCCGGGCGGGGCUUGAGCGGCGAUUGGCUGCCUUCGGCCGAGGCGGGAAAAACAGACCUUGUUGGCAUUGCCGGCGGUGUCUUGGGUCUCGCGCGGGGCUCUCUCUCCCCCUCUCUGAUUGGUGCGCGGCUCUGGUGUCGUCACUUCCUCUGGAGCGUGAGGAGAAUGUGUGGUAGGGGGCGUGAGGGAACUUGAAAGUCUGUGGUGAGUGAGGCGUUUCUUCCCCCGUUUCCCUACCCAUUUUUCUAACCAAUGUCUCUUUUUUCCUCAUUGUAAUCUUCCUUCGUGUCCCCUCCCACUGGCCCCUUAAUGCUACGCCCGAAACACCCACCCCCGAAAAAUAUUAUUAAAUUUCUGUGCCGCCCUUAAUCUGGGGUUCACAGGGCGGUUUACACUAUAAAAACCUCGACAUACAUACCGUAGUAACAGACAAAAAACAGUUUAAAAAUCCAUAGAUUGUUUAAUCCAGAGUUUCCUAAACUUGGGUCUCUUCCUUUUUGGUACUACAAUUCCCAUCAUCCCUCACCACUGGUCCUUCUAGCUAGGGAUGAUGGGAAUUGUAGUCCAAAAACAGCUGGAGACCUAAGAUUGGGAAACCCUGGUUUAAUCAGCCAAAUGCCUGAGAGAAGAGGAAUAUUUUCUCCUAAAUAUAUACAUAAUGAAGGUGUCAGGUGAGCCUCCCUGGGGAGAGCAUUUCCCAAAUAGGGAUCCACCACAGCAAAGACCCCGUUCUUGUGGUGCCACCCUACGGACCUCAGGUGGAGGAGGCACGCAAAGAAGGGCCUCAGGAUGAUUUCAGGCUCCAGGUCAGUUCAUAUGGAGAGAGGUGAUCCUUGAGGUAUUGUGGUCCUGAGCCGUUUAAGGCUUUAGAGAUCAAAACCAGUGCCUGUGGUUGGACUGCUACUGCCAUUGUUACUACCAUUAAUUCAGUUUAUAUACCACCCUUUAUCAAAAGACCUCAGGGUAGUAUACAACGUUAAAAAAAAUAUUACAGAACAUCAAUGAUAAAAACAUAAAAAGCAUACUGACAGAUAAUAAAAUAGUCAUCGUAAUAACAGUCCUCUCCCCUACACUUUCACAGGCCAUAGAUUAUUUAAUAGCCAUAGGCAUGGGUAAAGAGGAAUGCUUUUGCCUCGCGCCUAAAGACAUGUAAUGAAGGCGCCAGGCCAGGCAAGCCUCGCUGUGGAGAGCAUUCUACAGUCGGGGAGCCACCACUCUUGUUGCCACCCUCGUCACUAGGCAGCUCCCAAAUCCCCGCUUUACCAUUUUAUUCUAUUUAUUUCUUUUUAAAUGUUUUUAUUUCAUUUUGCAACAUGCAGCAAAGGAGGACUGUUGCAAACAUCUUGAAUGCCUUUGCGUUAUUCACCCAUAAGAGCUUUCAGGAUACAGUGGUACACGUCUUGGAUUACAAACACGUCAAGCCCGGAAGGUGUGUUUGCAACCUUUUUUUGGAUUACAUACAAUCCUUUUUUUUUUUUUUAUUACGAACAAAAAUUUUUAGAAGCCCCAUUGGCAAAAGCAUGCCGUGGGUUGCAACCUGUUUUGGUUUACAAACGGACCUCUGGAACGGAUUGUGGUUGUAAACCAAGGUACCACUGUCUUGUGAAUGAAAAGGAAAAUACAUUAUCACACCACACAAAUGGCAUACAAAGAAAGAGUAUAUACUCUACUCAAGGAGAACUCUCCAAUAGUCCACCAUGACUGGGAAUGGCAGGAGUCCUUGUUUGCUCUUCCUGUCUCAAGUGAGAUACAAAUGGUCACUGUACCAUGUAAAAAAAGAAAAGGGGCUUUGCCCUUCCUUUAGCCACAUGGUUUCAUUUUGUUUCUUUAACGUAUUUGUAUUCUGUCAUUCUCCCAUGAUGGCAUUCAUUAUUAUUAUUUUUCAAAAUGUGUAAAAUGUAAAAUAACAAAACCAGUAGCAAAAUACAGUAAGCCUUCAAUAUAUGUGAGGUUACAUUCCAGGCAUCAUGGCCAUUGGGAUUUUUUCACCCCUUAAAAAAAAAUUUUUUAAUUGCCAAGCAGGCAAAGCAGAAUGUACACAAGCUAAAUGCGCGUAAGUUGUGAGCUUACUGUACAUCAAAACAAUUUUACAACCACUGGUUCUUGCUUGCUAUUUAAAAGGGCAAAGAUUAAGUUGUACUAGUUAAAAACGUAUAAAGCACAGAGCUUCCCUCCUUCUUUAAUGUGUUAUCCUCCAGGCACCCUUUUCCAGAUUGACUCCUCUGGCCAAGGAAAUCCUGAUGUGCACAUUCUGCUAUGGAUCCCUUGGCUCAUUGCAAAGGACUCUGCGACAUGUUUUAAGGCAGGCAUCUGGCUUAAAACCUCAUGGGUUUUAUACACUAGGAAAUUUGCAGUAUAACUACAAUCGGCACCUGCAUUACCACAGACGAAGGAUUCCAAUAGCUUAAGGCAGACUCUCCAAGUGUCUAUUUUCCAGGGACAGAAACCGUCCCAGUCUCUGAUUUGAUCCCAGAAUGUCCCUCUGUUCCUUAGAAUGUUCCUACUUUUCAUCAGGGAAGUGGAGGGUAUGGUAGGACAUCUCUAUUUUUGUCAGAGAAAUGUUGGAGGGUAUGCUAAAGUGCUGCUGUGAAAUAACUGGAAAUUUGAAACCAUUGUACCUCAGCUGAAAAUCAUGUAGCAAUCCACCAGUGCAUCCAAAUCUAUAUUCCCUCUGCCUGUGUUUUAAGGUAUAGCUGUUGGACCUCACUACAUGCUCAUUAAAGCAUACACAACACCAUCUUGUGGUUGUACACACAGUGGAAGUGUACAAGCUUUCUUUCAGGGAACCUCUGACAAACUAUGGUUUGUUGCAAUGUAUUGCAAACAAUCAACAUAUUAUUGUAUUUUUAUUUUGAAAUGGAUUUUGUAGCUUGGGGCCAGAAUGUUUGUUUAGUAUGAAUGCUUUUUAUUCCACACUGACUUGAUGGUUGUGGUGGGUCCCAAAGCUUAUUUUUAUAUUUAUAUCGCACCUUUCCUCCAAGGAGCUCAGAAUGACUGGCAUACAUCAUCUUUUCCUCUUUCCCAUAAGUUGAGGAAUAGCAACUCGUCAAAAAAAUACCCAGAGAGCUUCAUGGCUGAAUAAUAAUAAUAAUAAUAAUAAUAAUAAUAUAUUAUUUAUACCCUGCCCAUCUGGCUGGGCUUCCGCAGCCAGUCUGGGCGGCUUCCAACCAAAUAUUAAAAUACAGUAAUACAUCAGACAUUAAUAGCUUCCCUAAACUGGGAAUAAUGAUUUGAAUCAAGGUCUCUGUGUUCCAAGUUGUGCGCUAUUCUGUCCACUCCACCAUACUGUCUCUUUAAAACCCACAGUACUGAGCAGUUUAUAAUAAUGUAGAAGUCAUGUCAGGAAAAAAGAAGAGAGUAAUUUCUUGCCUAACAUUUUGCUUCUCUGCUGUUCUUGUGUGCACUUUCCUCAUAACAUCUCCCAAGCCACAUAUUUCUUACAAGUCACCCUGCCAGUUUAUUGAGUGUUAAUUAAUCCAAAAUUACUCAAACACAGCUGGUUGUGCAGUCACAUGCAAUAAGGUGCAUUAGCACCCUGAGGUAAAUUAGGCAGAAAUAUGAUUGCUCCAGAAGUACUAGAUUUAAGUUGCUGCACCUGCAAGCUACAUCUUAGCAGAUGCUUGCACCCAGGACUCUCAUUAGCUUUAUUCUUGUAACAUUAAAAUUAAGUUUAAUUUUGCUCUUGACCCGAGCUGAAGUGGUAUUGGUCCUUUGGUAAUCUUUGCUGCUGUACAGUCCAGGGUUAAAGUGUUUGAGUUGCAACCCUCAUUUUUAUUGUACUGUAUUGAUAGGUUGCCUUUCAUAACAAACCAGGUGCUAGAAUGCUAGUAUCAUCCCCAGGACCCCAGUUGUAAGCAAAAUGGGUGAAGGUGAUUGUUCAUAUUAAAAUAGGGUUAGACAAAAAAGAAAAAGCUUCCAGCCAGCCUACCCAGACAAAUAAUUUAGCCAUAUAUAUCAUUUAGCCAUAUAUAUUAGUUCAGUCUAUCUGCGAAUCAUUGAUAAUUGUUUUAUAUAAUUGUGUAUACUUAGAUGGUUUUUUAUUAUUAAGCAGCCCAUACAUUUUUCUAAAUGAAUGAAUACAUAUAUGGAGAAUAAGGCUACUAGCCAUGAUAGCAGCACUGUACAGUGGUGCCCCGCAAGACGAAUGCCUCGCAAGACGGAAAAACCGCUAGACGAAAGGGUUUUCCGUUUUGAAGUUGCUUCGCAGGACGAAUUCCCCUAUGGGCUUGCUUCGCAAGACGAAAAUAUCUUGCGAGUCUUGAGAUUUUUUUCGCUUUUCCCCCCCUUUAUCUAAUCUGCUAAGCCUUUAAUAGCCUUUAAUAGCCUUUUAGCAGCUAAUCCCCUAAGCCUUUAAGCCUUUAAUAGCCGCUAAACCGCUAAUAGCGCUAAUAGCGCUAAUCCGUCAAUGGGCUUGCUUCGCAAGACGAAAAAACCGCUAGACGAAGACUCUCGUGGAACGGAUUAAUUUCGUCUUGCGAGGCACCACUGUACAUCUUUGAAGACCAGUUUAUAAGGAACACAAGUGGGAAGAACGUUGCGCUCGUGUCCUGCCUUUGGACUUACCAUAGGCACCUGGUUCGCCACUGUGAGAAGAGGAUUCUGGGCUUGAUGGAAAUUUGGCCUGGUAAGAACAUAAAAAGAACCUCCUGAAUCAGGCUAAAGGCCCAUGUAGUGCAGUAUCCAGAUCUCACAGUGACCAACCAGAUUUCUGAACGCAACAGCACUCUUCACCUCUGCCGUUUCCAGCAACUGGUACUCAGAAACUUAUAGUCUCUGACAGUGAAGGGAGAAUUAAGUAAGUCUGCUUCAAUACUAGAGGGCUGAAAUCCGCCUAGUGCUCCAGCAGCUGAAAAUCUCCUACUUCACUGAGAUUUGUAAGGGGAACAUGUAAAUGCAGAAACCAACAAGACAAAACCAAGGAAGAUUCUAGUGCCAUUUUAAGAACUAACACUUUUAGUAUAGGGUUGAAUCUCUGAUCCUAAACCUCCUCUGCCUUGUGUGAUAUCUUCAGAAGAAAAGGCUAAGAAGUAAACCCUACACAAAUCCAGAAUGGAGUUCCUAAGAUGGAUGACAUCUUGUACACCUCCUUCCAGCAACUUCUGUAGCCAAGCUGUUGCCAGACAUAUUGCUCUGCUUUCCUUUGGACCAUAUCAGCAAGGCCAAGAGGGGAUCUUGUCAUCUGGGCAGCCUAGGACCUCCAUAUACACUGGCCAGCCUUGUGCCCAGAGAGGUCACUUCAGUGCUGCUAGCACAGUGGUUUGACUUCACCCCCAGUGGCACAUUCCAUUGUCCAUUGAUACAGAUCUGUGCCAACAAUGUUUUGUGUUCAGAACCCACUUCCACCACGAUGCAUGAAUUAGCCACUUAAGUCUUUUUUUAUAAAUAAAAAACCAGGAAAAAGGAAAAGAAGGCAGAGAAUACAAAAUAUGUAGAAGCAAGAGUGGGGAAGAGAGAUGAGAUUAACAAAAUAGAGUGGGGAAAUUUUCCUGGUAAAUGUAAAUGUGCAGCACGAUUGCUGAAAAUUUAGGUUACCCUGAAGAGCAAUGAAAGUAGUCAGAAAGUAGAUAUUAAGGCUAACUGUUAUAUCUUCCCUAGGUUAUUGCUGUACAGAGGCCCUUUCUAACCAAAACUACUUUUCUUUUGCAUUUCUACACUGCAGGUGCUGAUCUUGCAUUGUGCUCCAGCAAAUGAGUCACUAAGGCAUUAGCCAGUCCUGUAGAUGAGUAAAUACAUGUGCCAGUUUGUUUUGCCUUCUGCUUUGAAACCCAAGAGCAUAUCUUGCUGAAAUGUUUUGGUUAGUGCUUUCCCAACUUCAGACCCCUGCUCUCCCCAAUUCCAUAAUUUAAAAUUGGAACCUUUACUCUUGUAUCUGAAAAACUUCCCCAUUUUUAAAGAAUCCCAAUAAUAAUACCUACCCUCAGAGAAGUAUGCUUUCUGUAUUCACCUCCUCACUGGAAGGAAGCAAGUUCUGAACAAUGAGUUAUGCAGAGAUGCAAUGGAUAAGGUUAUUGGUGAAUGAGCUGCCACAAUUCACUAGAGAGUUUCGAUAGGGAGCUCUAGUGUAGCCAGUCCCAUCCAUGUUUGCUGUCAAUGUUGAUCAGCCGGCCAUUGAUGUCAGCAAGCUCUAGUUUGCAAAGGAACAAUAUAGAGCUAACUUUGAUUACCCCUUUGUACCCAUGUCCUUACCUGCUUCGCGUCUCACAUCACAUCUUAUGUCAGGUGAGGGGCCAAAUUUGAACCAGUGCUGGACCUAAUUAGGCCUAUGAGCUGGAAGUUGCCAACCUCUGGCUUUGGCAGUGGAGCUAAUUACCUGUUGCACUCCAUGGGCCACACUGUAGGAUGAUCUGUAUAUGUAACUACAAAUCUACACCCUGAAUUACUACAUAUCAGGGACUCUUAACAGUCCAAGUAGUUUUUAUUUUUUAUUUCUUACUAACCUUCCACCAUGAGAUCCCAGGAUUACGGCAAUAAAAAAUACAAUAUUAAACUCAAUUUGAAAUAAAUUAUGUUCAAGAGAACAUGGUCCUAAUAUAUGUACAAAUGUGUGUGUGUGUGUGUGUAUCAAGUGUCAAAGGCCAGGGUAAAGUGCAAACAAUAAAGCUUUCUGUCAAUUAAAAUAACAGAGAGUCAGAAUUGGUGGCUGCUAUACUACAAAUCGCAUUGAGUGAUGCAUGUCUAGGUUAAGAAACAUUCACUGUAGGAAUGUGAGCAGACUUGGUAUGACUAACAAUAAACUAUGUUGUCUCUUGGUAGCUAA
Messenger RNA from Podarcis lilfordi (Lilford's wall lizard), 6835 nucleotides. NCBI's taxonomy places the organism in Eukaryota, Metazoa, Chordata, Lepidosauria, Squamata, Lacertidae. The record is from the annotation of a GenBank genome assembly.